UCUCACAGAAGGCUGAUAUCUACACUUCAUUUUAAUCGUUUCACCAGGUCAGCAGCCAGUCCAGAAGGUUCUGGUGCAGCGUCAGGCAACAGGCGCUUGCAGCAGACCCAGGCCCAGGUGGAUGAGGUGGUGGAUAUCAUGCGUGUUAAUGUGGACAAAGUGCUGGAACGUGACCAGAAGCUGUCUGAACUGGAUGACAGAGCCGACGCACUGCAGGCUGGAGCCUCCCAGUUCGAGACCAGUGCCGCUAAGCUGAAGAGGAAGUACUGGUGGAAGAACUGCAAGAUGUGGGCCAUCCUGAUAGCUGUCAUAGUGAUCAUCAUCAUCAUCAUUGUUAUUUGGAAUUACUCCUAAAACGGCAACAAGAGGAGGAGUGAAGAAAACGAUGACGAAGAGGAGAGGAGCAACAUACAUAAUUAAUAUCUCAAAGGAAGAUGUCAUGUGAUUACUGCCUACUGUGCUUCACAACGUUUUUCUCCUGGCAGGGAUCUUCAUUCCUUGGCCUGGUUUGCUCUGUGUGUGUGGGUGUGUGUGUGGGGGUGUCUGAGUAAAGGAUUGUCACAAUACCAGAGUUUUACCCUGCAUUACUACACCAUACCUGUUAUCUUUACACUUAUUAGAAUUCCAUUGCACUUGCCAAAGAAAACAGAAACAUACAUAAAGAAACUGGUUGACAAUUUAACUCGAUCUCAACCAAAACCUAUUUAAAAGUUUAAAUGAAUCCUCUUACAAUACACACACACACACACACACACACACACACACACACACACACACACACACACACACACACACACACACACACACACACGCGCACAUGUACAUACAUACAUCAACCUCAGGACAUGAAGUGAAGAAUGUUGUUGUAAACUCUCCUCAAUUUAUAUUGACUUUUUUAUGUUUUAUUAAUAGCCAUUGAUUUUGUGUGCCAGGCUAAAAGACGUGCCUUUGAGGAUAUGCUGUUCUGUGUUAGUUAACAUAGUAUUAGUAACCCUGCAUAUAAUUGAAGAGAUGCCCCUUUCCAACACAUAACACAUUUGUACUUUUCAGAUGCCAAAAUUUAGAUUUUUCUCAUUUAAAGGUUAUUUGCUAAUUCAUUUCUCUGUGCAAAACAUUUGAAUUGAGAUUGAAUUAAGAGGAAUUUCAUUGGUCACCCGGCAACAAAUGAGCUAACCAGUAACACACUGUUGAACCACCUGAUCAUACCUGUCAUUGUCCAUCUUCCUUUCAGGUUGGACAGUAGAAACUAAUAUAGACUUGUGUUUAGAUAAGUGCCUUUAUGUUAAGACCUAUAGCCUUACAGCUACGUAAGACUAGAGAAACUGCUAAGAAGCUUACUACACUUAGUGCUACACUGGGUUAAAAGUGGCAAAUUGUUUCAAGCAGGUGUUUUCAAUGACGUGCUAGAAAGUUUGCCUUUUUGUGAUCUAUUCAAGCACAAGAAAAUGUAGUAUUAGACAGGUGCCUUUAAUAGGUUUCUCCAAUGGAGAACAGCCAAAAUACAGCCAAGCCUUAUUGGUCAUAUAUACCAGCCAGUAAAAGUAGUGCCUUCUGAAUGCUCCAACUGUCCAAACAAAUACUAUGCUGCUUGCUUAUUCAGCUGAACUCAUUAGCCUUUAAUACACUCUUCUGUUUAGUCAUACUGUCAUUUUUUCCCACUUUCCCCACACAUAUUUUAGUGUUAUUGCGCCUCUAACAAUAGCUUUUUGUAAUCUAUUAUAUGUAGAUCUAACCUUAAGGAGACUGUGUAUAGUAUUUUUUGUUUUGGAGAUCACUGCUGCUCAGCAUCAUGCGUUCUUGAGUGUAGAGAAAAACUUUGUUGGGCAAUGACAGUGUUGUACACCGACACUGGAUGAUUGCAUUCUGUUGCCUCCAACUCUAUUAAAAUAAAUGUAUUUUAAUGAGAUAAACAAUUUGGGAUUACUUUGUACAUUAAUUUCACUUUGUCUGGAAUUUCAUAGCUGAAAUUACAACUGUUGAUGUUGCAUGUUUCAGUAGUUUUUAAGGAAUUAGCUGUUAUUGGUCCUUCACAAUGCAUGCAUUGGAGUCUCUCUCUCUCUCUCUCUCUCUCUCUCUCUCUCUCUAAAAGGGACCAGUCUUUUAUCACAGAUUUGUGGUGUUGUCAUCCUCUACGUUGCCUGCCUACACCAUCCAUGGUCUACAACAGAUAUCUGUCACCCAGUAACUUCCAACCUUUGCUUCGGUCUAUACUGGGAAUGCAUUUGCAAUUCUAUUAUUUGGCCCUAAGUUCCUUUUUGCUUGAAUACAACAGAGUUAACUUA
This is a messenger RNA of Perca fluviatilis (European perch), 2282 nucleotides long. RefSeq names its product vesicle-associated membrane protein 3 (cellubrevin) (gene vamp3). Lineage: Eukaryota; Metazoa; Chordata; Actinopteri; Perciformes; Percidae. Gene Ontology annotation, biological process: SNARE complex assembly; vesicle fusion; vesicle-mediated transport. The record is from RefSeq and is a predicted model, not a curated record. The transcript is spliced from 4 exons. Gene Ontology annotation, cellular component: plasma membrane; SNARE complex. Gene Ontology annotation, molecular function: syntaxin-1 binding; SNAP receptor activity. The annotation marks the transcript as partial.